Porites evermanni is the source of this 4107-nucleotide messenger RNA. NCBI's taxonomy places the organism in Eukaryota, Metazoa, Cnidaria, Anthozoa, Scleractinia, Poritidae. The record is from the annotation of a GenBank genome assembly.
AUGGCUCGACUUUUGCUGUUCCUGUUUUUUGUUGCAUUCAUGGGUUUCACAGCUCAAGCAAUGCUCUUUGGAAAGGUAGGAAAAAAUCAACUAGAUAGCUCAAAUACUUUUACAAUGGAACAAUGAAGGUUGACAUAGAUUAACCCGAAUUUCUGGUGAUUUCCAAACUGUUCUUUACGACCAAAAAAAAAAACAAAAAGUGCGCAGCCUUUAUUAAAUAAUUGCGGGGGUCAAGUCUAUGACAUGUAGUGAAUCUGCUGAAUAAAUUUAAACCAGUAUGGUUCAGAUACUCUCUCACUAAUUUCUUAAUUUCUUUUAGUUACAUGGAGCCUUGCCAGACCCUGGGCAAAGGAUUGAUUCCAGAAACGCUAUUCUGCGCAAACUUUUUGGAAAAGGUUAGCACUGAAAAGCUGUCAAAAAGCAGUUUUGUACAUUGACGGAUAACCAAUUAAAACAGUGGUCAGCAAAUUCUUUUAUUUCUAAAAUCAUUAUUUUAAAGGCGAAGAUAUGAACAAGUAUGAAGCAGAAGCCUUUAACUGGGAAGACGAAUAUGCCCCGGAUUUCAUGCCUGAGGAAGGUAACUAUAAUGUGUUGGUGCGGUAUGCGUUGAAACUUGGAACAUUGUUGUAACAAUUCAAGAAGAUGAUGAAAUCGUAGUGAAAUUUUUUUACGGCACAAUGCUGACAAAUGUUGCUGUUUAGGAGUCUUUAGCAAUACCCAUGCGCAAAAGUAGACACAAAGGCUGAUUUUUCCCCAAAGUGGCUGUGAUAGAAUUUGACGUUAUUCACUAGAAAACUCUUGAAUAGCUUCCCUUUAAACUUCAAAAAAACUAUUCACUGCUGAAUAAUUUAUUCAUUGAUUUUCACAAUUUAACGAAAUAACUUAUGUUUCAAUUAUUCUUUUGCAUGCAGGUACCAAAAACAAGCUAAGAGACUCCCUCCAAGAGGUUAAAAGCGACAGGCGACAUUAAAUUAGCUGCUUUACCAGCAAUAUAGGCAUUAGCUGUUGUAGAAUAAACUCGGAUUUUUUUCAUACUGCACUCAACUGUGAGUAUUGAAAUUUCUCGCCCCUUCUGCAGCCAGCGCCCUUUGCGUUUAUUUGCCAGUAAAGCAUCGACUUUAUAAUCAGUCUUUGAACAAUAAAACCAAUGUGGUAAGCUACAAUAGCAAAAACUGUAAAAUCAGUCAGUUACAUGUAAGCUACAAUAAUAUUGAUAAUGGCAAUGAUUAAACGCUUAGAAAUGAAAACGACUGUCGUGUAUGUCUUAUUUUAUAAUAUUUUUAAAUGAUAAUAUACGAAAUUCUCAAGUUUAACUGAAUAAGCCUGAAUAAGUACGUUCACGUGGCCUUAUAUGCAUGCUAAACGUCGAACACUUGAUUAGCAACAUUUUUUUUAAAUAUCGGCCUCAUUUCAUGUUUCCAGUUUCUCAAAUACAACAACUCUUUCCCACCUGUCUUUUAAAUCAACAACUUAGGGCCUCUCAUAAGCCCGGUUGACCGGGCUGGCCCGGUUUCCGAGAUAUCGCCUUACCUCUAAAUCCUUUGUAAAAUUUUCGAUGUGUUCAUAUGAGAGGGCGGGCUUGGAAAAACCGAGAUCUCGGUAAGCGGGCUGGAAAUUUUGCCAUAUGAACACUUCAUUCCGGUUACCGGGAUGAGCGGCGGAAUGAAUUCUGGCGGUUCAGGCAUCGUUUUGCAUUGCCACAUCAUAAGCAUCCCAUUUAACUGCUGUGAUACAGCUUUAAGACUUACUGAAGCUAUCAUGAUAGGCGCGAUAGUUAAAAUUUUUGUGUUUCGCCAUGUUUGCUUUGUUUCCCGAAUUUGGCGCCAGAAUUCGUCCCCAGGAUCUUUGACCUUUUCUCAUCUAGGAAACCGGGCCAUCCCGCGGUCAACCGGGCUCAUGUGAAGAGGACCCUUAUUGGCAAACCCCGAUUCAUUUUUCAGUGCAUUAAUUCAAAGUUUCACUUCUGUAUUUUUUUGCAGUCCUUUGAAAAUAAAAAAAUUAAUGGCCGUCGUGAUAGAAUUUGGUUUCAGAAUUUAUAGUGUUUUCACUCACAUGGCCAGCAUCUAUGCAAAUUUAUUGAAACAGAAGAAAGCGUUUGCCUAAGAAAAGAGUUCAACUCCCAGAGGAUUGGUUUGGGACACCAACAUGGCCGCCGUUUCAUUGUUUUGGGACACCAAUAUGGCCGCCGUGACGUCAUGAGAAAACACUCUAUACUACUACAUGAGAAAUUUGUGCAAUUUGAUUGGCUUAGAGCAGUGGUAUUCCAGCUUAAUUUGAAAUACUUUAUUACAUGAAAUUUUCGCGACAUGUUUAUUUCGCGAUUUUGACGUGCACAUAUUUCGCGACACUCAAGUUUCGCGAUUUGAGCACAACAAUUUAAAUUUCAUGGGCAAUGUUAUUUAAUAUGUCCUUGAAUUAAACGACUUUGUCAAAGAAACAAUAACAUCAAAAUCGCAAAACACAACGGCAGGACUUAAUGUCAACUGUAGAACAAAGCAGUUUUCACAACGCUCACAAGCAGUUCAUGCUUGUUCGUAAACUUUGAGUCAAUUAACCACUCUUGAGGCGAGUCACUUUCAUAAUUUACUUAAAUAAUUGUGAUACUUUAAUUUUUUCCCAAUUUUUUUUGGUAUUGAGAAAUUAACGUGUCGCGAAAAGUUCAUGUAAUAAGGUACCUAAAUGUGAAAAUUUAAAACCUUCUACGGGUAGUAGUAUAAACAAUUUUAAAAUAAACACCACUCGUGAUAUUUCAAAAUUGUCUCAAAUUUCAAGUAUCACUCGUGGUGUUUAAGCCAAAUAUCACUAAAACUCAUGCUAUUACCCAUAUAGGUAACUAAUAUUCAGCAUAUUUUUGUGAUCUUAUCUUCAUUCUGCUAUGUUAUUACAGGCGGCUAAAACUCACAAUAGGAGGAAACGGUGCGGUAUUAAUUUUCGUUGACGCAGAGUCUGAAAACUCUGCUCCCGGUCGAAUUGGAGGUAAUGAAUAUUUUUUUUCCUGAAAUCACCCAGAGCCCUACCUUACAAGUUAAGUUAUCGGCCCCUAAAGUCACGUUCCGUGUCCUUUCCGUGGAAUAUACGUGACAUUUCUACCCACCCUCUUCUUUAAACGUCAGUUUGGACUUGCCUAGUUCCUAGGCCUCAUUAUUAUGCGUGGCCGAUGCGUUUCGGGUCUCGUGGUCCGAGAAAGUUUUUGAGGCCGUCUCCCGGCCGUUCGUCUUGGAUACGUCACCGAAAUGCAUUGACCAAGAGGGCCUGGAAAGACGCCGUACAGGGACUAGGCAAAGUUUGGACCACAUAUGAUAACAUGCCCCCCAUGAAUAUUCUGAUAGUGAAGGCAUUUCACGAACGUUAUAUUUGUAACUGAAAAUAUUGCACAAAAUAUUGAUGGGGCUAUGAAUAAAUAAAUGUGAUGUAACUCAUCACAGCACCUUAAACUGCUCUCGGGUGACUUUUCUUUCAUACCGGCUCUGAAGAUCAAGACAACGAAAAACACGCUUACAAAAUGGCUCGACUUUUGCUGUUCCUGUUUUUUUUGUUGCAUUCAUGGGUUUCACAGCUCAAGCAAUCCUCUUUGGAAAGGUAGGAAAAAAUCAACUAGAUAGCUUAAAUACUUUUAAAAUGGAACAAUGAAGGUUGACAUAGAUUAACAGAAUUUCUGGUGAUUUCCAGACUGUUCUUUACGACCAAAAGAAAACAAAGAAUGCACAGCCUUCAUAAUUCAAUAAUUUCAGGGGUCAAGCCUAUGACAUUUAGUGAAUCUGGUGAAUAAAUUUAAACCAGGAUGGUUCAGAUACUCUCUCACUAAUUUCUUAAUUUCUUGUAGUCACAUGGAGCCUACAUGAUACUUUAAAAAUUCGAGCUUAAUAAUGCUUAUGUUAUAGAUUUUGCACUUUACAGCGUUCCUUGCCAGACCCUGGACAAAAGAUUGAUGCCAGAAACGCCAUUCUCCGCAAACUUUUUACAAAAGGUUACUGGGUACUGAAAAGCUGUCAAAAAGCAGUUUAAAUAUCGACAGAUAACCAGGUUUAACUGGUUACUGUUUUAAAAAACAGUGGUUAGCAAUUGUUUUUAUUUGUUAAAUCAUUAUCUUUAAAGCCGAAGAUAUGA